Arabidopsis arenosa is the source of this 3100-nucleotide messenger RNA. Lineage: Eukaryota; Viridiplantae; Streptophyta; Magnoliopsida; Brassicales; Brassicaceae. The record is from the annotation of a GenBank genome assembly.
AAUCUUGAGAAAAACUUUGUUCCGAAUCUUGACCCCUUCACGAAGGGUUUCGAAAACGGCACUGCAUUUCAACUUGCAUCUCUAGCAGAGUCUGUGGCUAUGGAGGAAGAUUCUGAGAAACAAUCGAUUAAAAGAGAGAGUAGUCUUGAACCUGACUCUAGUCCUUCUAGUCCUAAAAUAACUGCUAGGUGGAAUCCAUCAGAAGCUUGCAGGCCGUCGGUUGAUGACGCUCCCAUAUUUUAUCCUACUAAUGAGGAUUUUGAUGAUCCACUUGGUUACAUAGACAAGUUGCGUAGUAAAGCAGAAUCAUAUGGCAUAUGUCGAAUUGUGCCGCCUGUUGCAUGGAGGCCCCCCUGUCCUCUGAAGGAGAAAAAAAUAUGGGAGAAUUCUAAAUUUCCCACCCGGAUUCAGCUGAUUGACUUGCUUCAAAACAGAGAACCGAUUAAAAAAUCUACCAAAACCAAGAAGAGAAAACGGAGAAGAAUCUCUAAAAUUGGAUACACAAGAAGAAGAAGAGAUUCAGGCUGUGAUACUGCUUCCUCUAGUGAUAGUGAAGGAAAAUUUGGUUUUCAGAGUGGGCCAGAUUUUACCCUGGAAGAAUUUCAGAAGUAUGAUGAAUACUUUAAGGAAUGCUAUUUUCAGGCAGAGGAUCAUCCUGGUUCCAGAGCGUCUGAAAAUAAGAAAUUUAAACCUAAGGUUAAGGACAUCGAAGGUGAAUAUUGGCGGAUAGUGGAGCAAGCAACUGAUGAAGUAGAGGUGUACUAUGGUGCUGACUUGGAAACAAAGAAAUUUGGAAGUGGUUUCCCAAAGUAUACACCGGGGUAUCCUACAGAUCAAUACUCUGAAUGUGGUUGGAACCUAAAUAAUUUGUCCCGUCUUCCCGGAUCAGUUCUAGCUUUUGAGAGCUGCGAUAUCUCAGGAGUCAUUGUGCCAUGGCUUUAUGUUGGAAUGUGCUUUUCAACUUUUUGUUGGCAUGUUGAAGAUCAUCACCUUUAUUCCUUGAACUACUUACACACGGGUGAUCCAAAAGUUUGGUAUGGGAUCCCUGGAAACCAUGCCGCGUCUUUUGAAGAUGUAAUGAAAAAGCGUCUUCCAGAUUUGUUUGAAGAACAGCCUGACUUGCUACAUCAACUGUUAUCUCCAAGAAUCUUAAAAGAGGAGGGAGUACCUGUCUAUCGAGCUGUCCAGCGUAGUGGAGAAUUCAUUCUAACCUUCCCUAAGGCCUAUCAUUCUGGGUUUAAUUGUGGUUUCAACUGUGCGGAAGCAGUAAAUGUUGCACCAGUUGAUUGGCUGGUUCAUGGACAGAAUGCAGUGGAAGGCUACAGCAAGCAGCGGCGAAAGAGUUCAUUGUCACAUGACAAGCUGCUUCUUGGAGCAGCUAUGGAAGCUACUUAUUGCCUCUGGGAGCUUUCACUUUCAAAGAAGAAGAAUCCUGUGAUUGCGAGAUGGAAAAGGGUUUGUAGUGAGGAUGGAUUGCUUACAAAGGCAGUCAAGAAGCGGGUGCAGAUGGAAGAAGAAAGACUAAACCACCUUCAAGAUGGUUUUAGCUUGCGAAAGAUGGAGGGUGAUUUUGACAUUAAGAGAGAACGGGAGUGCUUCUUGUGCUUCUAUGAUUUGCAUAUGUCUGCUUCAAGCUGCAAGUGUUCCCCCAACCGGUUUGCAUGUCUUACCCACGCUAAGGAUCUGUGUUCAUGUGAAAGUAAGGAGAGAUUUAUCCUAAUUCGCCACACCUUGGAUGAGUUAUGGGCACUGGUCAGAGCUCUAGAAGGGGAUCUUGAUGCCAUAGACCUAUGGGCAAGUAAAUGUCGUGACCAGUAUCCUUCACAGCAUCCGAGAGCAAGAGAAUAUUCUUACCUCAAGACUACCUCAUGUUUAAAGAGCCGUGGUUCAUCAAAAGUACAGCAGCGAGAACAAAACAAUCUUCAGUUAGUGUCUGAACGCUUACAAAGUGAUCUAACUACAAACAAGGAAGUUCAGUUGAAACAAGAUGGUGAUCAAGAUGUAAAUCACCAUGGUCAUGAAAGCGAAAGAAAUCAUGUACAUGGCAUCACUGAUAAGUCAGCUGUCACGGAUGUAAAACUUGGUGAGGGAGUUAAGUUUGAUGAGAAGAAGAUUUCGGUUGAAUCUCAAAACCCAGAUUCAGUUUCAGAUGUAGGGUGUAGCGAGCUGGCGAAGAAAGUAGAGAGGAAGGACCAAGACGCUUCAACCAAUAGGUUAAGUCUCUCUGUUGAGCUUUUGAACUCUGGAUCUCUCGUUGUUAAAAAGCUGUGGUGCAGUAAACAAGCCAUAUACCCAAAAGGGUUCAAGAGCCGUGUUAAGUUUUUAAGCGUGCUUGACCCAACAAAACUAACCAACUACAUCUCAGAGGUUCUGGAUGCAGGGCUUCUUGGUCCACUAUUCAGGGUCUCAGUUGAAGAUUACCCCACUGAGAAUUUCUCAAAUGUAUCUGCUGAGAAGUGCUGGCAAAUGGUGACACAAAGGCUCAAACUCGAAAUCAUCAAGAAAUGUGAUCAACCAGUUAGCUCUUUGACCUCUUUACAACCUUUGGAGAGUAUAAAUGGGCUUGAAAUGUUUGGAUUUCUCUCCCCGCACGUAAUUAAGGUGGUCGAGGCUCUUGAUCCAAAGCAUCAAUUGGAGGAGUACUGGAACCAAAAAGCAGUUAAACUGUUUGGUGCUGAACCACCAAAGGAAGGAGAAAAGGAUGACACAGAGAAAGGAGGGGCUUCAGAUCCCUCUUUGGACAGGGACACAAGGCUUCUGCGUGGACUGUUGAAGAAGGCGACACCUGAAGAAUUAGUAAUGAUGCAUGGACUUCUGUGCGGUGAGACACGCAACACCGAGCUCAAGGAAGAGCUCUCUACUUUGGUAGAUAAGAUGGAGAAAAGUCCUUAAUGAUGAGCAAGCAGACACACACACUAACACCCUUUGAAGUUGAUUGUGUUUGUUGUUCCUUUGGUAUGUGUUCAGGUCAGUUAAUCUGUAUCAGUCAGAGAAAUCUAGAGAGGCAAUACAAAAAGUAUGACAAAAGGGUUACUUCGUUGACAUGUCUUUCCUUUUUACUAAAAAAAGGUUUAGGAUUUAAUGAAUGAUUGUACUGUAU